UCUUAUUUAGCUUCCCCCUGGGUAGAUAAUAGUCGAACUCCAAACAAAAUAGAUCUAUAUGAUGUUCGCAGAAGACCAUGGUAUAUCCAAGGAGCUGCAUCUCCCAAAGACAUGCUUAUUUUAGUUGACGCGAGCGGGAGUGUCAGUGGAUUGACGCUGAAGCUGAUCCGCACGUCAGUCAUUGAGAUGUUAGAGACCUUGUCUGAUGAUGACUUUGUGAAUGUAGUUUCAUUUAACAAUAAUGCUCAGAAUGUCAGUUGCUUUAAUCAUCUUGUCCAAGCUAACGUGAGGAACAAGAAGAAGCUGAAGGAAGCUGUGGAUAAAAUCUCUGCUAAAGGGAUUACUGAUUACAAAAAAGGCUUUAGCUACGCUUUUGAACAGCUGCUGAAUCACAGUGUUUCUAGAGCUAACUGCAAUAAGAUUAUAAUGUUGUUUACGGAUGGCGGUGAAGAAAGAGCGCAAGAAAUAUUCCAUAAAUAUAAUGAAGACAAAAAGUAAGUGAUAUAUCAAAGAU
Molecule: messenger RNA, 514 nt
Organism: Meleagris gallopavo (turkey)
Lineage: Eukaryota; Metazoa; Chordata; Aves; Galliformes; Phasianidae
Source: RefSeq, a predicted model, not a curated record